Messenger RNA from Hordeum vulgare subsp. vulgare (domesticated barley), 261 nucleotides. RefSeq lists its product as uncharacterized. The coding region runs from base 1 to 261 and encodes 86 amino acids. The transcript is spliced from 3 exons. NCBI's taxonomy places the organism in Eukaryota, Viridiplantae, Streptophyta, Magnoliopsida, Poales, Poaceae. The record is from RefSeq and is a predicted model, not a curated record.
AUGAUGCUCGAGAUUAUCGCCGCCGCCGCCACCUCCCUUCACCACCUCCUGAUCGCCCUCCCCUUCCUCUGCUCCGGACACCCCAUCUGCGGCGGCCUUUGCUUCUACGUCAUGCACCGCAUCGAGACCUCCUACAAGGUAAAAAUGGAGGAGAGGCUGCGAAGGUACGAGGCGCACUUGCUCGCCAAGGAGAAGGAGGCGCAGCAACUACAGGACGAGGGCCGCCGCGAGGACCAGGCGCAGCUCCUGCCGGACUCGUGA